CCAUUGCCCACCUAAAAUCAGUAUUCGAUAACACAAAACUAUUUUGAGGUGUCCAAAUCGAAGUUAUGUUUAUAGCAACACAAGUUGAGUUUAUUUUGUGGUAAAUGUGUAAUAAGGACGUUAGUUUGAGUAAAUCUUUGUCUUGGCUCCUGCGACACGGGGCCGUUAAAGAAGGCUUACGAAUAAGUCCUGAAGGAUACAUAGAAGUUAAUCAAAUAUUGCAGCACAAGAAUUUCCGAGGGAAGUACAAUCAGUUGGAUAUUGAGAGGGUGGUUGCCAGCAAUGAUAAACAGAGGUUCAAAUUAAGAGUCAAUUCAAAUACGCAUGCAUUGGAAAUUAAAGCCAACCAGGGCCAUACUCUAACAGUAUCUGAUGCCGAACUAAUUCCUAUACUGCAGCCCAUAUACAGCACAGUAAUUCAUGGAACAUAUUUAAAAUGUUGGCCAACGAUUAAAGUCAGUGGCCUGCAUCGCAUGCGCCGCAACACAUACACCUGGCUAAAGGCACUAUCGGCGACAGCGCUGUGAUCAGUGGCUUGAGAGAAAGCGCACAGGUGUACAUCUACAUUGAUCUCCCUAAAGCCCUGGCUGAUGGAUUAAAGUUUUAUGAAUCAGAGAAUGGAGUAAUACUCACUGCUGGUGACCAAA
Messenger RNA from Manduca sexta (tobacco hornworm), 647 nucleotides. Its product is annotated as tRNA 2'-phosphotransferase 1. Gene Ontology annotation, molecular function: tRNA 2'-phosphotransferase activity. The transcript has 4 exons. NCBI's taxonomy places the organism in Eukaryota, Metazoa, Arthropoda, Insecta, Lepidoptera, Sphingidae. Gene Ontology annotation, biological process: tRNA splicing, via endonucleolytic cleavage and ligation. The coding region runs from base 105 to 527 and encodes 140 amino acids. The record is from RefSeq and is a predicted model, not a curated record.